CAACAACAGCACGUGGUGCCAGUACCUCCUGGUCCUGCCAGACAUCCGGAGCCGAUUGAUCAUCUCGCCGUCCCCGCGAGUCAUCCCGACGGCGUGUUCGCGCACGUGUCGCUCCACGUGUCCAGUUUUAGCAGGACGGGUUCGUCGACGUGGCCGUCGUUGGUAAACGGGGUUAGACAGAGCCGGACCCUCGUCGACUCCACUCGUCUCCCGUCCGUGACCCUUUGACCUCGCGACGGCAAUCUCGUCCGUUUAGGACACAAUUACUCGUCGCCCGUGGCUUCGUUUAUUCGCAAGUGUAGUCGAAGAAUUGUGACCGCUCGGCGACGUUCCCUUUGCCUCUUCGAGAACUCGAUGGAUCAACCUUGAAGUCGGAAUAAUUGCGUUUAGAGCGGUCUUUUCGAGCUGUUAAAAGGCUCCUCGUCGUAAAUGGCGAUCCAUCAGAUCGGGAUGUCCACACCUGGUUUGAAAUGCGCAACAUUUCCAACUCGCGUCACGAUCGAUUGAGAAUGAAACGCGCGUUUUACCCGAUCCGCGAAAAUGAGAUCCGCGGCUGCGUUUCUGGAAUAGAAUUAAAGUUGUCCAGCUAGAGAGAGCGAGUCUAGCUAGUUCUGCUCUAAUUUGAGGUUUAUUUUUACCUCGCUGCCGGCACAAGUUAGAGCACAACACAGACUCUGUGGUGGAUUCAGUUCGCGCGUGAUUUACAGAGAAUCCGGACGGCGGUUAUCGUCGUCGAUAACGAACGGCGGAUAUUUUUGGCGUGUCAAGAGACUUUUCGUCUCCUCAUCUGCGAGCCGCCAUCUGUCGCUUCCCGCUGUCCGUCGCGACUUAUUGUUGGCAAAAUAAUAUUUCAAAAUCCAAUUAAACUCGAUAAGAACGCGGGGUGGCUCAGAAAUCACUACUGCGAGAAGCUAUUCAUACAAGAGGCUGUUUAAUAUCACAGAUGUAACGGGGAGUUAAUGUCAAAAAUAUUUCAUUGCAAUGUACAGUUUUUCUUGCCUUCCGUUAACAUGUAUUUAAAAGAGGCACAACGAAGCUUAAAUAAGUCGAGCUUCGCGUUUGAAUUUAUUUUCGAAGUAGUGAUCUCUCGGCCAAGCUUGUAACCACGUUACAAUAUCUCGUCUUUUGCCGUUGUUGCCCUCGCGUAGAAAAAGUGCCGAGUGUGUGAGACUUUCGAAAACGCGUAAAAAUGAUGACGGACGUGAUGAGGCCUGUCUCGCCGAUUUCACCGGUUCGCUUGGCGACGAUUCGACGUCACGCGCGGUGGGAGCAAUACGUUAAUGCGCUGCUGGCAGACCUGCAGAACACCGUGUCGUCAGAGGGAAAUCACGUAGGUGCAGGUAACGCGACGCCCGGUUACGGAUCGUUGAAUGGCGCGCGUAUCCACGCAACCACCGGCUAUAGAUCCUACGACAAUCGAACAUCUCCACUGCCACCGCAAUCGCCGACUUAUCAGAACCGCGAGGCGAUAGAGGAAACCAUGGGUAAAACUGGAGGCGCGUCUUACACCCAGGCCAGCACCGGGAGCAAGAUGCCUUCCCUCAAUAACAAUCUUUCCGAGCUGGACACCCUCCUGCAAGACCUGAGCAACGCGCGUUACAAUGCCCACUACCAAGAACGAGACAACCGCGCGUCCACGACAGGAGUGAACGGGGGUGCGACCAGCCCCAUGCUCCGUUCUCCAAGUAGCAUGUCAGCCUCUCGACCCACUGUCGACUCGUUGCUCGAGGAGCUAAGCACCGCAGUGCCUAAUGGAGAUUACCCCGCCGACGGAAAGGUGAGAGUCACCAUACAAGAGACGUCUACAGAAAUACAGCCGGUCUACGACGGCUAUCCCUCCAGUCAGCAUGGCUCGCUGAGUCGAACCGAGGUUCACAGGAGUUACCCUAACGGUCAUACCGCGAGUAAUGCUACCAAGGAGCUGGACGACUUAAUGGCUUCGCUUUCCGAAUUUAAGAUCAAUAGCGGCACCCAUCAGCACCAGACGGUGACUGACUCACCGUACGCGAAGCCCAACAAAGCCACCAAGAGUUCGCAGAGCCCUUUGCCCACCGAGGGGACACAGACCCGUGUCCAUAUCACUGAGACCCACACGACCCAUCUCUAUCAUCCGGGUGAGAGCCAACCUCUCAAGCAGAACCAGUUGGAUUCUAUGCUCGGCAAUCUCCAGGCCGACAUGAGCCGCCAAGGAGUCAACACGACCCAGAAGGGAUGCUGCAACGCCUGCGAGAAGCCCAUCGUGGGCCAGGUGAUAACGGCCUUGGGCAAGACGUGGCAUCCGGAGCACUUCACAUGCACCCACUGCAACCAGGAGUUGGGCACGCGGAAUUUCUUCGAAAGGGAGGGCCACCCUUACUGCGAAACAGACUAUCAUAACUUGUUCUCACCUCGUUGCGCUUACUGCAACGGGCCUAUUCUCGAUAAAUGUGUGACCGCCCUGGAGAAGACUUGGCAUACCGAACACUUCUUCUGCGCCCAGUGCGGUAAGCAGUUUGGCGAGGAAGGUUUUCACGAGCGGGACGGCAAGCCCUACUGCCGCGAGGACUAUUUCGACAUGUUUGCGCCCAAGUGCGGCGGCUGCAACCGCGCUAUCAUGGAAAAUUAUAUAUCUGCGCUCAACAGCCAGUGGCAUCCGGACUGCUUCGUCUGCAGAGAUUGCAGACAGAAGUUUCAGGGAGGCUCCUUUUUCGAUCAUGAGGGAUUGCCGUAUUGCGAGACACACUAUCACGCCAAGAGAGGAUCCUUGUGUGCAGGAUGCCACAAACCUAUUACCGGUCGCUGCAUAACAGCAAUGUUCCGCAAAUUCCAUCCCGAGCACUUCGUAUGUGCGUUUUGCCUAAAACAGUUGAACAAGGGGACGUUCAAAGAGCAAAACGACAAGCCUUACUGCCAUGGCUGCUUUGACAAACUUUUUGGAUAAAUAAUUCAUAGUUUUCGAAAUUUUUUUUGUAACAUAACAAAACGAGAGGCUGUUUCUCUCGGCGAUGUUUUAUUACUCUUGAUGAAAUACGUAUACGGCGUAAACACUUACUUGCUUUGAUUGUCUAUAUGAAAGUGCGAGAAGAGGACUCACAUUGCCUAAAGAGUAGCCUUUUAGAAUUUCCAUUUUUUUAAUAUUGACUAACAAAUGGUGCAUGCAAAAGGAAUAUCGUAAAUAGAAUUUUGAUUGCUACAGAUUACUGAAGAAAUUAAAGCAUCUUGUCGUCACUUUUUAUGGGAUCUAUGAGAUCGCAUUUCAAAUUUCUUCUUUUAAAGGAAAUGAAAUUAUAAAAUUCACGUGCAGUCCAAAUCUCAUUCUUCGAUUAAUAUCGAGUAAAUUUUAAUAGAAACAUAAUUUAUGAUUAUGAUCAAUCAUUUAAAGUUGAAUCUAAAAAAUAUGCGAGAUCACACGAAUAGUCACGAA
This is a messenger RNA of Vollenhovia emeryi, 3403 nucleotides long. RefSeq names its product leupaxin (gene Pax). The transcript has 10 exons. NCBI's taxonomy places the organism in Eukaryota, Metazoa, Arthropoda, Insecta, Hymenoptera, Formicidae. The coding region runs from base 1190 to 2920 and encodes 576 amino acids. The record is from RefSeq and is a predicted model, not a curated record.